AUGACUUCGUCUCUACCUCUCUCAGCCUACAAACUCCUCCCAGACAACAACAACAACAACCCCGCCGCCGAGUAUCCCAGCCCCGACAGCGCCAAUGCCCCGCGUUCGAUUCUUCCCCGUCCUGGAAAGUUAGCGGGUCCUUCAACCUUGGACGCAGGCACGGGCACGGGCGCCACACCGUCGCGACAUGCAAAACGACCACGCACCAACGUCACGAUCGCGUGCGACGGGUGCAAGCUCGCCCGGGCCAAGUGCGACGGCAAACACCCCUGCAUGCGAUGCAUGAAGAAGGCCCUCGCCUGCAAAUACGACCAAGGCAACGACCGGCGCCAGAACCGUGGCUCCAACGAGGAAGUCCAAGCCCUGACGGACCGGCUGGGACAGUAUCAGAAGUUCGUCUUCGCGCUGCGCAGCUCGUCCCUGGGAAACGCCAGUUACGCAUUACGGAGGCUACGCUCUCCCUCGACGGAGACGGAACCCCAGCCUCGCCACCAAGAAUCAUGUCGUUGCGUCGCUGACGUCGCGGCGCUCACCGCGGCCGUGGAGCUGCUCAACGACACCAAAUCCUCUGGGCUGGUGUGUAUGGAUGUGGAAGAAACGGCCGCGUUGGUCGGCUGGAUCAAGCGAGACAUGGAUAUGGAUUUGGACGUGGAUAGGGAUAGGGAUCUGGAUAUGGAUCCCAUUGUGGCAAGAACGCAUCGGCCGUCGUUAUCCCAGUCCGGGCCACAGUCACAAUUCCACCCCCAUUGCCAUUCACAAUCUGAAAAGCAGCAACUACCCCGGGAACUCAAUCGCAAUGGCGUCGCUGCGAGAAGUCUGCCCAAGACCCAUUUUACCGUCGAGGGACUAUUGUGUUGA
Molecule: messenger RNA, 858 nt
Organism: Cladophialophora carrionii CBS 160.54
Lineage: Eukaryota; Fungi; Ascomycota; Eurotiomycetes; Chaetothyriales; Herpotrichiellaceae
Exons: 1
Coding region: 1-858 (285 amino acids)
Biological process (GO): regulation of DNA-templated transcription
Molecular function (GO): DNA-binding transcription factor activity, RNA polymerase II-specific; zinc ion binding
Source: RefSeq, a predicted model, not a curated record